Molecule: messenger RNA, 690 nt
Organism: Candidula unifasciata
Lineage: Eukaryota; Metazoa; Mollusca; Gastropoda; Stylommatophora; Geomitridae
Source: the annotation of a GenBank genome assembly
GUGAAGUUUGUCAUGGAUGACAGCACAACUCUGGCAGAUUUGUUGAACUUAAAUCUCCACAAUUAUGAAGAUGAAGUCAGAAAUAUUGUAGACAAGUCUGUGAAAGAGAUGAGCAUGGAGAAAGUGCUGAAAGAACUGAAUACUACCUGGGCUACCAUGGAGUUUGAGCAUGAGAAGCAUCCCAGAACUGGCAUCACCAUCAUUAAGACUUCAGAAGAACUUAUUGAAACCCUUGAAGAUAAUCAGGUACAGCUACAAAACAUGAUGACCUCAAAAUACAUUGCUCACUUCCUGCAAGAGGUGUCCAUGUGGCAGAAAAAACUGUCAACAGCUGACCAGGUGAUCAGUAUUUACAUGGAAGUUCAAAGGACCUGGUCUCAUUUAGAGUCCAUCUUCAUUGGGUCAGAGGACAUCAGAAAACAGCUGCCAGAAGAUUCCAGAAGAUUUGAUGGAAUUGAUACAGAUUUUAAAGAACUAGUGAACCAAGUGGAGAGGACAACAAAUGUCAUUGAAUCAACUAACCAGCCUCACUUGUAUGAACGACUUGAAGCACUGCAGAAAGAGCUGGCUCUCUGUGAGAAAGCCUUGGCAGAGUAUUUGGAAACCAAGAGGCUUGCCUUCCCUAGAUUCUACUUUGUUUCUUCUGCCGAUUUACUGGACAUUCUGUCAAACGGAAAUGAUCCUGUGACA